AUGGCGUCGGAUCGGGCUGGCUCCCCGCAAGCUAAACGCGCCGAACUAGCAAGUUAUCACAACAACACGUCCAUAAACCAGACGACGCUAUUCAGUCUCAGCACCUUCGACACACCACACCUCAUAGCCCUCAUCGUGACCAUGGCCGAUCCCACAACUGCGCAAACCCCGCAGGAAAAGAAGCAGGACGCAAUCGUGGCCAUCGACACGCCGGCGGCCUUCGACGAUCUGCUCUCCGGUAACACCUAG
This is a messenger RNA of Colletotrichum graminicola M1.001, 249 nucleotides long. RefSeq lists its product as uncharacterized. The record is from RefSeq and is a predicted model, not a curated record. The coding region runs from base 1 to 249 and encodes 82 amino acids. The transcript has 2 exons. Lineage: Eukaryota; Fungi; Ascomycota; Sordariomycetes; Glomerellales; Glomerellaceae.